AUGACGGAGACAUUUUACGAACCGGGGAGUCAGUGUGGAUGUCCUCCGCGUUCGGCAAUUCCUUGCCAGUUGGUGAGUCAGUGUGGAUGUCCUCCACGUUUCCUAACUUCUCACCUGAAGAAGGGGGCAGAUCAUUUCUCAAUGCUAGAAGGAAGAAAAUGGGCAAGAUGGCUCGAGUCCAGAGUGGGAAGGGACGGGGAAGGUGGCGCGGUUACAGAGGAGGAGGGGAUAGGGGAAGGUGGCGCGGGUCCGGAGAAAGGAGGGAGUGGGAAUGACGGAUCGGGUGCGGAGGGGGAAAUAGGUGGGGAUGGUAGCGUGGGUCCGAAGGGGGAAGGGAAUGGAAAUGACGGAUCGGGUGUGGAGGGGCAAGCAGGUGGGGAUGGCGGUGCGGGUGGAAAGGAGGGAUGGAGUGGGGAUGACGGAUCGGGUGCAGAGGGGGAAGCUGAUGGGUAUGAUAAGAUGGGUCCGGGGGCGGAAACAGGUGGGGAUGGUACUGCGGAUGCCGAUAGGGAAGUGGGUGGGGCUUGUUCAGCGGGUGCAGAGAAGGAAGGGCGUGGGGAUGGUGAUGUGGGUCCGGAAGAUGAAUUCGGUGAAGAUGGAGUUGAUUUUGUCUUGACUUUGCCCUUUCGAGCAAUUUUUUGA
Molecule: messenger RNA, 642 nt
Organism: Dioscorea cayenensis subsp. rotundata (Guinea yam)
Lineage: Eukaryota; Viridiplantae; Streptophyta; Magnoliopsida; Dioscoreales; Dioscoreaceae
Product: paraneoplastic antigen Ma6E-like
Exons: 2
Coding region: 1-642 (213 amino acids)
Source: RefSeq, a predicted model, not a curated record